This is a messenger RNA of Ochotona princeps (American pika), 3364 nucleotides long. It is a transcript of the gene EPB41L2, whose product is annotated as erythrocyte membrane protein band 4.1 like 2. The record is from RefSeq and is a predicted model, not a curated record. NCBI's taxonomy places the organism in Eukaryota, Metazoa, Chordata, Mammalia, Lagomorpha, Ochotonidae. Gene Ontology annotation, cellular component: cytoskeleton; plasma membrane. Gene Ontology annotation, biological process: cortical actin cytoskeleton organization. Gene Ontology annotation, molecular function: structural molecule activity; actin binding. Bases 170 to 3319 code for a protein of 1049 amino acids. The transcript is spliced from 22 exons.
UGUAGCCUACUUGCUUAUUGACCAUUCUCUCACACUGCUGGAGCUACUUUUACACAGAUGUGAGUCCUUAGUGACUAUUAACAAGAAACAGCAGUUUUUCGUGGAAUGAAUGGAUCUUAGCCUAACCCAGAGGUGUAGCAUAGGCAGAUGCAAUGCAUAAACUGUGACCAUGACUACUGAAGUGGGUGCAGCGUCAGAAGUGAAGAAGGACGCAGACCAGUUGGGAGCAGAAGCAACCAAGGAGAAACCUAAAGAAAUAGCAGAAAAUCAGCAGAGCCAGUCCUCUAACGCAGAGGAAGACAAAGGCUCCCAGCCAUCUCCUGCCACUGAAGGCCAAAGCAGUCCACGCCGACAGAAGAGAGAGAAGGACCCAUCAGAGAGCAGGGGCAUUUCUCGAUUCAUCCCCCCAUGGCUGAAGAAGCAAAAGUCAUACACCUUAGUAGCGGCCAAAGAUGGAGGGGAUAAAAAAGAGCCAACCCAAGCUGUUGUGGAAGAACAGGUCUUAGAUAAAGAGGAUUCUCUUGCAGAAGAAGAGAGGCAGGCCAAGGGUGACGCUGAACAGGCUCAGACGAAGCAGCAGGAAGCGAAAGCUGAAGUCAAGGAAGAAAAACCCUCUGUGAGCACUGCUGAGAUCCAGCCUGCAGAAGAAAUAAGUAAGGAGAGAGAAGAGGAGAAGGUAAAGGAAAUACAACAAGACCAAACAGAAGAAGCAACAAAAAGGGAGACAAAGGAAGUGCAGACCAAUGAGCUAAAGUCGGAGAAGACCUCUCAAAAAGCCGCAAAGAAGACCAAAACGGUGCAGUGCAAAGUGAUCCUUCUGGAUGGUACUGAGUACUGCUGUGACCUGGAGAAACGUGCUAAGGGCCAAGUGUUAUUUGACAAAGUGUGUGAACACCUGAAUCUCUUGGAGAAGGACUACUUUGGACUUUUGUUUCAGGAAAAUCCCGAGCAAAAAAACUGGCUAGAUCCUGCGAAAGAAGUAAAAAGACAACUGCGAAAUCUUCCAUGGCUGUUCACUUUCAAUGUGAAGUUUUAUCCUCCGGAUCCAUCUCAGCUGACAGAAGAUAUCACCAGAUACUUCCUGUGCCUUCAGCUUCGACAGGACAUUGCCUCUGGACGCCUGCCCUGUUCUUUUGUGACUCAUGCCCUUUUGGGAUCCUACACGCUGCAGGCUGAACUUGGGGAUUAUGACCCUGAAGAGCAUGGUAGUAUUGACCUUAGUGAUUUCCAGUUUGCUCCCACACAGACUAAGGAGCUGGAAGAGAAGGUGGCUGAGCUGCAUAAAACCCAUAGGGGCUUGUCUCCAGCACAAGCUGAUUCUCAGUUCUUAGAAAAUGCGAAGAGGCUUUCCAUGUAUGGUGUAGACCUGCAUCAUGCCAAGGACUCAGAAGGCGUGGACAUCAAGUUGGGCGUGUGCGCUAACGGACUUCUCAUUUACAAAGACAGACUGAGAAUCAAUCGUUUUGCUUGGCCGAAAAUCUUAAAAAUUUCUUAUAAGCGCAGUAACUUCUACAUUAAAGUUAGACCAGCGGAGCUGGAACAGUUUGAGAGCACCAUUGGAUUCAAACUGCCAAACCAUCGGGCGGCAAAAAGGCUAUGGAAAGUGUGUGUGGAACAUCAUACUUUCUACAGGCUUGUGUCUCCAGAACAGCCACCAAAGGCCAAGUUCCUGACUUUGGGGUCCAAAUUCCGCUACAGCGGCCGCACUCAAGCACAGACCCGCCAGGCAAGCACCCUCAUAGACAGGCCAGCACCACACUUUGAGCGCACCUCCAGUAAACGGGCCUCAAGGAGUCUAGAUGGAGCCCCGCUUGGAGUUAUGGACCAAAGACUCGGGAAAGAGUUUCCUGGUCCCGCUGGGGAGAUUUCACCCUAUGGACCUGGAGUUGUCAGCAUGUCUGUGGUACAAGAUGAGGAUAGCAGGAGGGAAAUCAGAAGUCCCAGUAAAGUCUCCCAUCUGCCACUCCUGGAAGGAAAGAAAAAUUCCCUGAGAGUAGAAGGGGAUAAUAUUUAUGUCAGACAUAGCAAUUUAAUGUUGGAGGAACUGGAUAAGGCCCAGGAGGACAUACUGAAACAUCAGGCUAGCAUUAGUGAACUCAAGCGCAAUUUUAUGGAAUCCACACCUGAGCCGCGCCCCAAUGAAUGGGAAAAACGACGUAUCACACCUCUGUCCCUACAGACACAAGGGAGAAAAGGCGACCAUCUUUUCAAGGAUAUUUUAUCCAUGAAGGAGAAGUACCUGAAGGCGGCCGCGCGGACAGUUGAAGAACAGCCUCAGGAGGCAGACAAGACACGUGCUCCUGAGUCCGAAGGGCCUUGCAUUGGAGCCAGGGAUGCUGUUAAGAGUUCACAUGAGACUCUGAAUGUAGUGGAGGAGAAGCAGCGGGCAGAGGUUGGGAAAGACGAAAGAGUAAUCACAGAAGAAAUGAAUGGUAACGAGCUAUCACCUGGGAGUGGUCCUGGGGAGAUUCGUAAGGUGGAGCCUGUGGCACAAAAAGACUCCACCUCCCUGUCUUCUGAGAGCAGCAGCAACAGCGAGAGUGAGGAGGAAGAUGUGGGAGAGUACCGACCCCACCACCGUGUGACCGAGGGCACCAUCAGGGAAGAACAGGAGGAGGAUGAAGAAGAGAUGGAGGAAGAACCCAGCCGAGCAGCCAAGGUAGUAGAGAGGGAGGAAGCAGUGCCAGAAGCCAGCCCAGACAGACAAGCAGGUGCCAGUGUACCUACAGUAGACACAGUGACCCAGGAAAAGGUAGUUGCCCAGGAGCCCUCUGGAGAGAAGAGUGUCAACGAAGGCGCUCUUAAGCAAGACAUGAGAGAAGAAACAGAGGACAAGCAACAUAGAGUUAACGGAGAGGUGUCUCAUGUUGACGUUGAUGUUUUGCCACAGAUUAUUUGUUGUUCUGAGCCACCAGUGGUAAAAACAGAGAUGGUAACAAUUUCUGAUGCCUCACAGAGAACAGAAAUCUCCACCAAGGAAGUCCCCAUUGUCCAAACUGAGACCAAAACCAUCACAUAUGAGUCUCCACAGAUUGAUGGCGGGGCUGGUGGUGAUUCAGGCACAUUGCUGACUGCACAAACCAUCACGUCUGAGUCGGUGUCGACAACAACCACCACACACAUCACCAAGACUGUAAAAGGCGGAAUAUCUGAAACCAGAAUUGAGAAACGCAUUGUGAUCACAGGAGAUGCAGAUAUUGAUCACGAUCAGGCCCUGGCUCAGGCCAUCAGGGAAGCCAGAGAGCAGCACCCCGACAUGGCCGUCACCAGAGUGGUGGUGCACAAGGAGACAGAGCUGGCAGAGGAAGAGGAGGAGUAAGUCAGUCAUUUAUUAAGCAACAUUCAUGCUUGUGAAGAAUUUGGA